GUAAACCAUCAAUUCAUGGCUUGCUUUCAACUGCCAGGUUUGUCCUCUUAGUGCAACAUUCCCUCCGAAUGACGAGUUAAUUAAAAAAAGAACCUGGCCCCAGAUGUCCUUGCAAGCUGUCCCAGUGGAAGCCACAAACGUUAGCCGAACUUUCAGAAGGUUGGUGUCCAGAACGAGUUGCCAUGAUACUGUCCGAGUAAGGGGCCGAACUAACCUGCCGCCCCCAUGAAGCUGGGACAGUAGGAUUCUUUUUCUGGGAGGCGGAGAGCUCAAGUGUGAAUCCGACCUUAUAACUGUUCAACUUUCAGCUUCCCAGAACUCUUCGUCCUGUUCAGAAUUUAACGGCAGCCCUCGUCCUGAAUCCGAUUGAGGUUACUGCUGGUAAUCCAACGUGAGACCCCCUUUUUACAGCCCGAAGUUAAGCUGUAACGCCAUAAAAAAGUUUACAGAACUCCAGUUCUUUGCAAGUUGCGUGUGCGAGAAAGAGACCGACCCAUGUGGAUCGCUUGCUCUACGUACGCCAACACUUCGAUGUGCGACCUCGUUCUUUAAGCUAAGACACUUAGCCCUCAAGUCUAUGAUGGAGAAUGCCUUAGUCGUUUAAAGUUGCGCGGUCAUGUGUGAAGAAAAGAGGGAAUAUAGCAUAGAGGUUUGAUUUGAAUAGACUCGGUGAAUACUGCGAUGUGUGUGGGUUAGGGUUCUGUGGGAGGACGGGGAGCUAUUCUCGAUUCAAACAGACGAUUGUUUGGUUUCGUAGAAAAGAUGAUGGGGAUUAUGGGAUUGCCAACCUAUGUAACACGGGAAGUUUCAAAAUUAUGGAAGAGAGGGAUCAUGGAGCUCUCAGUGGAAUGGUUGCUACUGUUGGAGAAUUGGAAGUUGAUUAUUGGAGGGCUGCUGUUUCAGUAUGUACAUGGAGUUGGUGCACGUAUCGCACAUUAUCAACACCAUCCGGGACCGUUGCUUCACGAUGUUGGUUUCGAGUACCUCCCGGAACUUGGAAAAAAGAAUGCGCACAUAAGCGAAUCUCUUUUCACUCUCGUUUUUGUUUCUUUUCUUCUGUGGUCAUUCCACCCUUUCGUAUUUUACAAUAAGCGAUUUUACACUGCACUGCUGUGGGUCAGAGUGCUUAUGUGUCUAGUGAUCUGCCAGUGUUUGAGAAUGGCGUCGUUUAUGGUGACGCAGUUGCCUGGGCCAAACUAUCAUUGUCACGAGGGUCAGCCAACGGCUAUCUUGCCGCCCCCGAAGAACGUCAAAGAUGUAUUACUCUUGAAUUUUCCAUAUGGAGUGAUAUAUGGAUGUGGAGACUUAAUAUUCUCCUCACACAUGACAUUCGCAUUGACGUUCUUCCACUCCUAUGUGAAGUACGGGACGAGACAAUGGAUGAAAUUUGUUGCAUUUCUGACGAUGGUUGCUUUGAGCCUUCUCAUCAUAGCCUCGCACAAGCAUUACUCUGUAGAUAUCGUCGUGGCUUGGUUCACCGUGUAUUUUGUGUUUUUUUACGUGGAUCGGCGCUUGGCUGAUGCCGUAAUGGGUGAGCGUGUACCAACAAGCAAUGGACCUCCCCUCCUGCCAAUGGUCGUCAAGAUUGGCAAGGAUGGCCGCAAUAAAGAGGAGAAGUUGCUGAACGGCAGUGCCGAAAAUGGAAGUGUUGAAGAAUAAUGAUCGACAAAACCAAGGGUUCGAUAUAAGCGGAUGUGUUUGUAGUCGUAACCCGAGCUCCCUUAGGAGCGUGGUGGUGAGAAGAAGUGUUUUUGACUGCUCCUUGAUUGUGUGUAUUUGUCACUUUUUGGAGAACCCAGAAGGUAUACGUGAAACUGGCGUAGUUCAGUCCUCCAUUGUUGGUGAUUUUUCUUCUCAGUCAGCGGAAUCCGGCAAGAGGACUAUUCUUCCUGAUCUGCCAUGGCCUCCCUUGUUUAAUCACGAGGAGAGGCCAGUGUAAGGCGAUAGGAUGAGGACAAACCAACCUUCUGAAAAUCACUACUCCUGAGGUGAUCUUCGUUCGUUCUUGCAUUUUGAGUUAGGGGUUUGGAAGAAGAACCAUACACAAGUCGAUGUGCCUUCGACACCUAUAACGCCAUGAAGGGAGAUCUGUGGAGUUUGUUUUUAUUUUUAUUUUUAUCGGUAAUCAAAUCUCAGAUCUUCAUCUACAAUGUAUUUCUCUUCUGAGCUCAAUCAUGACGAUUUGGCGACAAUGUGAACUGUGAUGGUGGACAUUGACUGCGCUUACAAGAUUUGUAGAGAUUAGUUGUUAACGACGGUCUUCUUUUGGUGUAAUCAGUACUGGGGCAGUUCUUGUCAUCUUGAAUCCUAGAAAGAGCCUUUGAAGGUUGUCACGAUCAAGAAUGAUCAGAAAGUUCCGAGCACACAUUAUGAAAUACUGUUGUGAUGGACAUUUUCACUAUUUGUGGAUGGAAUUAGUGUUGCGCUCAUACUUUUAGAUUGUGUAGUGCUGUGACCUCUCGAUUUUCUGGUUUAGCAAACUGCUGUUUGCAAUUUGGACGAAACCUUAUUCUGUAUUCCAUUUGGAAAGAGGAUUUAAUGGGAGAAGAGUUUUUACGUGCA
This is a messenger RNA of Physcomitrium patens, 2562 nucleotides long. Lineage: Eukaryota; Viridiplantae; Streptophyta; Bryopsida; Funariales; Funariaceae. The record is from RefSeq and is a predicted model, not a curated record.